AUGGUCCCAGUCUACAGCGUGUGUUCCUGCCUAGGCCUGGCCUUCCGCGGCAUGACGGUCUACCUCGACGUCCUCCGCGACUGCUACGAAGCCGUCGUCAUCUACGAGUUCUUCCAGCUCCUCCUCGCCUACAUCGGCGCCGACAUCCAAGCGCAAGCCGAAGUGCUCGCUUCGAAACCCACUAUGAAUUUCGUAUUCCCGCUGCAACGGUGGACGUACCGCCCCUCGCGCCCGCAUUUCUUGCAUUAUUGCAAGAUUGGCACGCUGCAGUAUGUGGUGCUGAGACCCGUGACGACUGUGCUGGCGGUGGUGACACAGUUGACGGGGAAGUUUUGUGAGGAUUCGAUGAGUCCGCGGUUUGCGCAUCUGUGGAUUAUCAUUGUCAACUCGAUUAGCGUUACGGUGGCAAUGUUCGCGUUGGUGCAAAUUUAUACUACGAUAAAGAGCGAGUUGAAGGGAUAUCACCCUGUCCUGAAAUUCGUCUCCAUCAAGUUCGUAAUCUUCUUCUCCUUCUGGCAAAGCGUCACAAUCUCCAUCCUUUCCAACACCCACAUCAUCCACUCCACCCCUCACUGGUCCUCCCUCGAAAUCUCCAACUCCCUCAACGCCUUCAUCCUCUGCAUCGAAAUGGCCAUCGCAGCCCUCCUGCACACAAAAGCCUUCUCCUACACCGAAAACCUCUCUCCGGACCUGGGGCCCACAUACCGCUGGCCGGCGUUCAAGCACUGCUGUUUUGGGUUUUAUUCGGACUUUGUGCUGGAUGUUACGGUGACCCAGCGGUUUUUGACGCAUAGGAUUAGGGGGGAGACUUAUACGCCUGCGGAUGCGCUGAAUGAGGCUGAAGCCGAGGGGCUCUUGGAGACGGUGGAGGAUUUUAUUGAGGAGGUUGCGGAGGAGGUCAAGGAUGCGGAGAGCGGGGUUGACGGGGCCGAGAUCAGGGUGGAGAAGAGGAAGGGCGAUAAGACGGAGGUGGUCGAGGGGAAGAUUGAGGGUGCGGAGGGGUCUGAGACCACCACCGGUGCGCCUGUGAAGAGCGUUGUGAACCGCACGGUGCUGGAGGACGGCGAGCCGGUGGUGGAGACUCGUAAGGAGAAGGAUCAUGGUGGUGAUUGA
This is a messenger RNA of Fimicolochytrium jonesii, 1113 nucleotides long. RefSeq names its product organic solute transporter Ostalpha-domain-containing protein. The transcript is spliced from 2 exons. Gene Ontology annotation, biological process: transport. Gene Ontology annotation, molecular function: transporter activity. The record is from RefSeq and is a predicted model, not a curated record. Bases 1 to 1113 code for a protein of 370 amino acids. Lineage: Eukaryota; Fungi; Chytridiomycota; Chytridiomycetes; Spizellomycetales; Powellomycetaceae.